Molecule: messenger RNA, 9321 nt
Organism: Linnemannia hyalina
Lineage: Eukaryota; Fungi; Mortierellomycota; Mortierellomycetes; Mortierellales; Mortierellaceae
Source: the annotation of a GenBank genome assembly
AUGGCUCCUCAGGAUAGUCCCUCGUUGACGUUUUCUCCCGCCAACCCGUCAGUCGACACCCCAGAAGUACAACAUGUCCAGCCUCAGCGCGUUAUCAAUACCAGCCACAGCAUCACCGGCACACCACGAAGAAGCAGCAGCAGCCUACACUCCAGCCACAGCGCCAGUAGUCUCUCCAAUUCGAGCACCACCUUCUCCGAUAUCCAUACCAGCAGCAGCAGCAGCAGCAGCAACAACAACAACAACAACAACAACAACAGCAGCAACAACGGCAACAGCACCAACGGUGCCUUCACAAGCGUGAGGCUGCCAGAACGGGGCAGGACAGGUGGCAGCGUAAACCACCCAACACGCGACAGGAUCCUGAUGCCCAACAGAUCCUCCAUCACCAUCGGCAUCGCCAACAGCCAAGGAAUCGGAAGCAGCAGUCGGAGCACAAGCAGCUCAAGUCUGUCGCGAUUGCACUCUCUCCACCAGACAGACUCUAAUCAGACCAGCGGCAGAAGCACCACCACCCCCAACACCAGUAGAGACUCGUCCCCAAAGCCCGGCCAUUUUCCCUCACCCCCAACUGCAGCAGCGACAGCCAUCCCAGCGCGUCGCAAGAAUUCCUUCGACAACCUCGGUUCUGUCUCAGGAACGUCCUCUGCUGCAUCCUCGUUCGAGUCUGGCAGAAUUCUGAGAAGACCCUCCGAUCAGUUCAGCUCGUCCUAUCAGUCCAUGCGCCAGCACAGUCAGGCGCAUCCCUCUUCGCACCUCCACAACAGUAGCAUGGGUGCCUCAACCGGAUCGCUAUCGUCCAGCGGUGGUCUCGACUCUGGCAAUGGCGGCGGUAGUGGCAGCAAUAGCGCAAAGUUUAAGAGUAUUCCUAUUCCACAACCACUCCUCACUCGUCGUUCUAGCCGUUCGUCGCUCUCAUCUAACGACUCGGACGAUGUUCCCCACUCGCACCAACAUCACUACAGGAACGCCAGCAGCACCUUGCCCAUUCCAGAAUCACCUCGCGCCGCACAUUUUCACCAUCCCAGAGCAGGAAGCACCAGUCGGAGACCCUCUAAUCUGGCCACAUCCAUGUCCAAUAGUCUGAGCGAUUGGGAUCAAGGCUCGUUCUCGACCAAGCCGUCCCCUGGAGGAGCAGGAAGCAGCGCAGGUGGGGUCAAUCUACCCAACGGUGGAGGCGGCAGUGGCGGCAAAUAUCUUAUUCGCUCUAGAAGGACGUCGUGGAUUGACGCGGGUGGCCAUUCGGAUUAUGGGUCAACACCGUCGUCUCCAAAGGCCAUUGGGAGAGUCGCUCGAUCUCGGAGAGCUUCUAUCACAGACGAAUUGUCGUUGGAUGAUUGGUCGCCCACCAGGAGCCAAGCCUCGCCAUCGCUCAACACUUAUUCAACCUCAAUCCCCACAGGGUCCUUUUCACAGUACAUGGCUCAGGAACGGAAGUCACGAUCUGGAUCACCAAACACGGGUCAGAGUAUCGCUUCCCUCAUGGAAUUGGCAUCGCUCAACAACCCUUUUGAGAACAUGAGGAGUCCAGCCUCAAGCGACACAGUUCGAGAUCGGAAUUCAGACAAGGACAGGGACACACCUUCGCCAUCCAUCUCGCGGAGCUCAUCCUUAUCUGGACGAUACCUAGUAAAGUCCAGGAAGGCAUCCUACAUCGACAUGAACCUUGCAUCCGAGUACGAUCAACAGCCGGGACAACAUCUUGGAGCCGCAGGGUACUCUGUGCUGGGAGCAGGAGUCAGGACACCUCUUCUCGCACGCUCACCCAAUAUAUCGCCUAAAGGAUCGCCUAAAGCCUCGCCCAAAAUCUCGCCAAUGGUACGAUCCUCAGCCUCAAGUCCUUUGGCUGGGCCUGCCCUCUCAGGAAUCAUCAUCCCUGGGCGGCCUUCGCCAGUAUUUGCAUCUCCAGGAAUCAAACUGGGUCAUGGUCGGCAAGCAUCGAUCACAGAUGUGGACGCACAUGAGAGGCGGCUUCGAAGGCAAGCAGGUCAUCGUUUUCAUUACGAGUCGGGAUUCCAGCCAGCAGCAGAUGUCGACCCUUCCAAGGAUAAUGACGGCGACGUAGAUGACCUUUCUCUGGACACUCCCAAGUCUGUAGGAUAUGUGGGUAAGGGUUUAAAGGGCUCGGGUUCUGCGUUGGGACCCUUUGCUGCGACCCAGCUGGCGGCGAGUAAGAGCAGCGACAACAGCACCUCUGUACCGGAAUUACCUCAUUCCAACUAUCUCGACUCUGUGGACUUUGUCAACGCAUUUAAAAUCCAAGGGACUGGCAAGAUACCCGAACCCAACCAAGCCAAGUCCAUCAGGAGACGUUCUGUGGAUUCUAUCGAUCCAUCGAUGGUCCACGCAGAGAUCAUUGCGCAGACAAGGAGAGCAAAGCUGGAAAAAUGGAGACCGGAUUUGGAUCAGCCGAUUAUCGAGGUCACCGUAGAACUAACGUCAUCGAUACUGGAGGUGGAUGAGUCGUCAACCGCCAAGGUACCAGCAAAGGUUGUCUGGGUUGACUGGCUGGAAGAGUAUCAGGCGCAGAAAAAGGCACGCUUGUUGCAGAAGAAGGACCAAUCGCUCUCGCCUGCCUUAUCCCUCUCUGUCUCACCACCAUCCCGUGAUUCGAGUUUCCAUGAAGGGUCCAAGACACCUGUUGUCUCGACCCCGCUGCCUGCCCUCCAGACAACUCCAGAUUCUCUCUCGCCUCCAGGACGUCGGCAGAAGAACUCACAGGGUCUCCGCGUCAACUCUAGAUCGCCAUCAGGAAUGUCUAUAUCGAGUCAAAAGAGUCAACAGUCGCUCAAAGGAGGUCUGGGUCCCAAACUUGUCAGCUGGUGGAAGUCUGUCCGUAGAAAGUCCAUGUCGCUUGUGCAACCGCGAAAAGCGUCUGUGGACUCGCCUCCCCCUGUUCCCAGCGAUGAGGGUCGAUUUCGGGAUCGGGACCAGCAGUCUGAGAUGGGACCAGGAUACUCUCCACAGCGCGUAGAGCAGGAGAGUUCGUCAUCAUCGCCAGCUCCCCGACAGCUAUAUCCGCGGCCACAGCACCCGUUCCAGCUACACCAACAGCUCUCACCGCAGCAACCUCAGUCACCACCACCGCAGCCUGAGCCGAAGGCGUUCGUAUCGAAAUCGCUCUUUGAGAAGCCAGAUGCAAAGCCCGGUCCCCUCGUGUUGACGACAGCCCUCAACACGGUCGAGUCUAUAAGCCCCACGUCCAAAUCGAGUGGGUCAAAGGCAUCGCCUCGUGAGAAACCUGGGCUCUCUAUCCAGGUCAACGUCUCACCAACGAUUGUACGCAGAGGAUCUGUCAUGGCCAGGACAACAUCCUUCUCUGCUGGAAUCAACUCGGCCAAUGCUCCCGAAGGAAGUCCCCAGCAAAGCGGUCCUGAGCGAUCCACCAAGACCAUCAGGAGCAUGUUGGAGCAGUACAAGUCAGAUUGCGAUGAAGAGAUGCGCAAGAUCAUCGAUGGUCUAAACGAGUACGUGGAGAAGGGGCUCAACUACGUGGAGGAUAUUGACAGUAUGCCCGACUUUUCGGCACAGCAAUUGGAUCGAACCGAGGUUGAGGAGAUCGAAGGCUGGAUCGAGAACAGUCAGAUGGAAAUGGAGGAAGAAGCUGCCAUCCAGCAGCUCGGAGAAGAUGCUGGCUUUGACAGUGUCAGUGAGCGGGACUUGUUUGAGGAGGACAGGACGCCGAGAUCCGACUACCCUGGACCUCCUCAAGGCUUCAGUGAGGGCUACUUCCCUGAGAUAUUCGACAACGAGUCACCUCUGGAGGAACCCAGGUUACGACCAUUGCGCGACUCGGGUGAAUGGUCGCCUUCGCCAUCCUGGAACGGUGGAAGCAUUCCUCUUCAUCGCAAGAUGACCAGGGAGAGUCAGCAACGCUCCCACUCUCGCGUGUCAUCCCUCAGUCGUCGCAACACCAUCUCAGCCUAUUCUCCGGGAACCCCUGUCACGUCUUCGCCCAACGCCAAUGUUACUCUUAUCUCAGAGGACUCGUACCAGCCGACACCCUUCAUUCUGACAUUGCAGGAGCUCAUCUCAGUGGCACAGCUCAUGCUCGAUACACCCUUGAAGACCAUUCUCGACAACAAGGGCUCCUGUACCAACUUUGUGACGAAGCUGCAGGUGAUCGGGAAAGCCUGGGAUUACAACAGUAACUGGCCCUGCCGGGCCUGGUAUGUGAAGGCCCUGCUGGCUGUUGCUGGAUUGGCGCGAGUCGUGCAAUGGUGGGAAGCGGAGCGCAGCCAUUGGGCACAGAGUGCCAAUAUCCCCGUCAAAACCAAGGAAUCGUCCCGCCCUUCCAGUUUGUAUGUCGCAAAGCAAGACUCGCCAGGAACCUCACCUGGCCAGACAGCAGAGGACGGCACAGCUAAGGAGAUCGUUUCCCGCACACAGACUCCAACAGGAGGCGACCUUGUGGAUCCCGAGAGUACUCCUUCCUUGAAAUACUCACAGACGGCCGGUGCUACUCUACUAGUUCCAGGAGCUAAUGUAUCUAUGGAGGAGAGCGACCUGGAAGGUGCAGAAGCUGGCGAAUUACCCGAACUUGUGACGAUCGACACUUUGGCCGAUAUUUUGGAGAAAGACUCGGACGCACAGACAAGGCUGACUAAGGACGAUAUUCUACAAUUGAAGAGGGAGGCCGAGAAGGAUCAGAGCAAGAAUGUUGUCAUGGAGCUCAGUCUUGACAUGAACGAUGUGACGAUUCUCUACCUAAGCCCAAGUUGGUCUGAACUUUUGGGUUUCGAUUGGCAAGAGCUGACGGACAUACCUAUUUCAACAUUCUUGGCGGAGGAAGAGUGCAAUGUUUUCAGGGACGCCACUCAACGACUUUUGGAUGACGAUCAAUCGACAUUGGAGCUGACGUUCCAUCUCCUCUCCGAAUUCAGCCCCCCAUCAUCCUUUGAUGACACGAGCUCCUCUCAGUCAGAGCAUUUCACUUACCUCCAGAGUGUGAAUCAGCAAGGAGCGAUAGGUCACUUUUUGAAGAUGAUUGGUCGCGGGAUGCUCAUCUACGAGCGAACAACAGGCGAGCCGUCCAGGACAAUGUGGGCGCUUCAGCCCUAUAUCGGUGGAGACGACAAAACGAUCUCGUCCUCCGGCUCGGUCAUGUCCGUUUUGUCAGAAAACUCGGAGGAGGAGGAACUCGACGCGGAACAGGAUCGCGACGAGGAUGGUGGUUCAGAUUCGCAGGAUGGGGAGACAGGUCAAGACGACGAUGAAGAUCAAAACCAGGAUGUCGGCUACCAGAAGACGUUGGCGGACAACGCGUCUAUCCACUCGCAGCUGAUACCUCUUCAGGAAGUCCGGUGUAACAUUUGCGAGCGCAUGAUCAUUUCUCUGUAUUUUGAGAAGCACUCAAAGACCUGCUCCGAAUGGCACAAGACUGAGAUGGAGCUCCAGAUUUGUAACGACCUUCUGCGCGAGCUCAUUUCCCACGUCAGCACCAUCAAGGACUCACUCGCUCUCCAGUCAGUGGAGCCCGAGGAUGAAGGGUCAGCCAGGAUGAAUAUGAAUGCCCUCAUCAACUUGCAGGCUAUCACACGGACAGCACUGGCGAUUUCGACGCCUGGACGAGAUGCCGAGCCCGAUGACAAGUCACCCAAGGAUUCACCAGGCAAUCUCAGUCUUCAGUCGCCGGCUUCGGAAUCGCGCAUCUCGGAGGUGUUCCGGUGGGAGGCUCCCAUGACGAGCGAUAUCAGUAUCAUGGCAGUGAGCGAUCGCGUCGAUGCAGCCAUUCACCACAAGACGACCCUUGUCUCGCACAUGACACAGAUCGCCGAGGAGGAUGAGAGAGAGCGUAGUCGUGGAUAUGGCCUGGAGGACGAGUUUACAAUUCAUGGCGCGGUCGAAAGUGUCCCUGUCCCCGAAGUGGUUGAGCAUCAGCCCUCGCCCAUCGAAGCACCCCCGACGCCGACUUCUGUGGAUCUUUCCAGAACAGCUUCUGGCUCGUCCGACCUUGGCACGGGAACAUCUGACUCUGCUGAAUCAUCGACGACUGUCGUCAAGAUGGGCAAGGUUGAAAGGCCACUGGUAUCAGCAGCAGCAGCUCCUCAAGCCAGCCAGGUUAGCCAAUCCACUCAGAGCAGCGAGGUUAGCCAAUCCACCCAGAGCAGCCAGUCGUCAGCCAGUGUUAAGGAGAUUCGCCCGGAUCUUGUCAGCCAGAGCAGCCAUAACAGCCAGAGUAGUCAAACCAGCCAAGGCAACGAUGGCAACAGGACCAAACAGACAUCACCUACGGCCCGGAAACACCGUCCAUCCUUUGUGGACAUCCACCCUUCGUCGGCAUUCUUGCCUGAGUCUCGCUUGUCUCCUCGUAUGUCCAACCGGUUCUUGGCACCACAUUCGGUGGACGGUUCACCUACCGAUGCUGCCUCACCUUCAGCUCUAUUGAGAUCGCCCUUGUCGCCAUCCUUCCCGCAGCCCACUCCUUUGACGCGACCUACCCCUCCAAGCAUCAAGGAUUUCGACUUUAUCAAGCCCAUCUCCAAGGGCGCAUUCGGAUCGGUCUUCCUGGCCAAGAAGAGAGCAACUGGUGACUAUUUCGCGAUCAAAGUCCUCAAGAAGUCCGAUAUGGUGGCCAAGAACCAGGUGACGAAUGUGAAGGCAGAGCGAAUGAUUCUCAUGAACCAGACGGACUCACCCUUUGUCGUCAGCCUCUAUUUCUCGUUCCAGAGCAAGGAGUAUCUCUACCUGGUGAUGGAGUACCUGAACGGAGGCGACUGCAUGGCUCUCAUCAAAGCUAUUGUUCGUCUUCCUGAGGACUGGGCGAGAAACUAUCUUGCCGAAGUUGUCCUUGGACUCGAGUAUCUCCACAAUGCAGGCGUCGUUCAUCGUGACUUGAAGCCGGAUAAUUUGUUGAUCGACCAGAACGGACACCUCAAACUCACGGACUUUGGGCUCUCCCGCGUGGGAUUCUUGGGUCGACAGGCGCAGACGGACAGAAGGACGAAGAUUCCUAUGGCAUCAACCUACCCAGAAUCGAGACCAAUGUCGCCCUUCCUGUUCACGCAAGCCGCAGACGCCAACACAGAGUCCUCUUCGAUCCCAAUGAUUCCUACUCCCAAGUUGGGUCCUACCCAUCCCUCGUACUUUGCAUGGGGUGAACGAAGCCGUCGCUCGUCCAAUGCUAGCUCUACAUCGAUCGACGGUCGCUCUUCGGCCCUCGGAAUGCCAAGUGUUGAUAUGCCCAGGUUACCUGCUGCAGCUAUGUUGACAUCGUCAUCGUCCAAUGCACCGUUCCCAUUGUCUGAAAGCAGCGUCAAGUCUUCCGGGUCAUUUCUCACUGGCACUGCAUUGCACCCAGUUCAUUCGAUGUCGCCUAAGGUCUCACACAGCAAUUCUCCACUGAUGCCCCCAUCAUUUUUGCUUAACGAUUUGAGGGAGGAGGUGCCAGAGAAGUGCGUUGGAACCCCCGAUUACAUUGCACCAGAGUGUGUGCUCGGUAUGAGCCAAGAUGCCAUGGUUGACUGGUGGGCAUUGGGCGUGAUCUGUUACGAGUUCCUGUACGGAUGUCCACCGUUCCACGGCGAGACACCUGAGCAGGUGUUUGAGAAUAUUCUUUCCAGAGACAUUGACUGGAUGGAAUCCGAGCUGGAGAUUUCCCCUGAGGCACGCGAUUUUAUGGAGAGGCUGCUGUGCACUGACCCCGAACAGCGUCUUGGAUGCAACGGAGCAGAGGAGGUCAAGAACCAUCCAUUCUUCAGGGACAUUAACUGGAAUACUCUGCUCUCGGAACGGCCUGCCUUUGUCCCGGCACCUGCGGAUAUCGAAGAUACCGAGUACUUUGAUGUCCGCGGAGCCAAGAUGGGCUCGUUCAAGGAGGACAUCCCCGAGCUGAAGGACAUGCAGGCAAUGGCGAAUGCUCUUUCAAAACGCAACAGUUUCAAUCAAGCAGGAACCCAACCUCCAACUCCUGGACAGUCUGAGGAACCAGCCUCAACCGCAACGACGGCGCCUUUGACAGUCGAUACAAAUCCUCUGGACACGGCCUCGACACCCCGGGCACACAGUCCUAGUCGUGCUUCCAGCGACGAUCCAGCGUUGAAAGACCUCGAGUCGGCGAAGGACGAGACAGGAGCCGAUUUUGGAACAUUUGCCUUUAUCAACUUGCCGGCGCUGGAGAAGGCCAACAACGAUGUGAUUCGGAAGCUUCGAUCGGACAAUGCAUUCGGUUCCAACGGAGGCAGCAGUCUCUCUUCAUCGAUCUCCGAGUUUUCAGCAGAGACCCCAGGAACCCCCAGCUCGGGUAGCAACGUCGGUAACAGCAAUAUUACCAAGAACAAGCACCGAUCGAUGAAUGCAUUGAUCAACACGCCACCCUUGCGAUUCGAUGGCAAGAACUACUUUUCGUAUUCACCCAAGGGCUCUCCUUCGUCCAGUGGGUCGGCGGGUACAAUCAACAGUCAGCUUCAAGGAAACGGAGGCACUAUUCAGGAGGUCGGCGGCGAGUAUCAACCUCAGCGAUCUGCUUCAGUCCCAGUGGCGUUUGGGGAUGAUUCGUCCAAGGAUGGAGGCUCGCCUUCGGAGUCAUCCCCAGCGAUCCGUCGUGCGUCGAUGCCUUUGCGGCCCAGGACUCAUAGCACCGGCAACACGGAUAUCCAUCCGUUUGUGAUCCCAAACGUCAACUCGCCCACGUCGCCCAUCGGACCCAAGAAUUUGCCGCAGGUGACCCAAACGCGCGAUCGCCGGAGUGGUAGCACAAGCAGCGGAUCAGGACUACGAUCCAGUCGUCACUCUCUCAAGGCGACGGCGACGCUUCGAUCGACGGCGAAGGGAGCGAUCAGGAAGACGAGUCGGACGCGGGAUUGUCUGGUGGUGGAUGACAACCCAAUUAGUGCCAAGAUUCUGGAGACGAUCCUGACGCGACUGAACUGCCGAUGUGUGGUGAUGCGAAAUGGAGCCGAGGCGAUCCGUUGUGCCAUGGGCAGUGUCAAGUUUGACGUGAUCUUUAUGGACAUCCGCAUGCCCAUCAUUGAUGGAGAGACGGCGACGAGGAUGAUCAAGUCGACACAGAACACAAACUCGUUGACGCCGAUUAUUGCGGUGACAGCAUUCCCAGAUUUAGCGGCACAGAUCUUUGACUAUAUGAUGGUGAAGCCGGUGACGAGGGAGGAGAUUGAGAAGCGGUUGCAGUUCUUUUGCCCGAUCCAGCCCAAUGUGAGCGAGGUACCUACACCAAGCAAGGAGACGUCUCCUAGUGGGACGGGCAGUGGAGCCGGUAGCGGUCAUGGUAGUGGCGGUGGUAGCAGUGUCAAUGGCAGUAGCGGAGGAGUGGGAGUCAUACCAGAGGUCGGCGAGAAGGGACGAUCAGACUCGACGUCCUAG